Messenger RNA from Cordyceps fumosorosea ARSEF 2679, 2784 nucleotides. Its product is annotated as Beta-Casp domain protein. Lineage: Eukaryota; Fungi; Ascomycota; Sordariomycetes; Hypocreales; Cordycipitaceae. The record is from RefSeq and is a predicted model, not a curated record. Gene Ontology annotation, molecular function: RNA binding. Gene Ontology annotation, cellular component: mRNA cleavage and polyadenylation specificity factor complex. Gene Ontology annotation, biological process: mRNA 3'-end processing by stem-loop binding and cleavage. The coding region runs from base 1 to 2784 and encodes 927 amino acids. The transcript has 3 exons.
AUGUUCACGUUUUGCUCUCUCCAGGGCGCGCAGUCCGAGUCGCUGGCCUCGCAGUCCCUGCUGGAGCUCGACGGCGGCGUCAAGGUGCUCGUGGACCUCGGGUGGGAUGAAUCCUUCGACGUGGCCAAGCUCGAGGAGCUCGAAAAACAGAUCCCGACACUCUCCCUCAUUCUUCUGACGCACGCGACCGCCUCGCACCUCGCCGCCUACGCGCACUGCUGCAAACACAUGCCCCUCUUCACGCGCAUCCCCGUCUACGCGACCCGACCCGUCAUCGACCUCGGCCGAACCCUCACACAGGACCUCUACUCGUCGACUCCCGCCGCGGCCACCACCAUCCCGCCGGCCGCGCUGUCCGAAUCCGGCGUCGGCGCCCCGACCGCGGCUCGGCGUCGGCGGGACGACUUGCUCCUGCAGGCGCCUACCCCCGACGAGAUCGCGCGCUACUUCUCCCUCAUCCAGCCGCUCAAGUACUCGCAGCCGCACCAGCCGCUGCCGUCGCCCUUCUCGCCGCCGCUCAACGGCCUCACCAUCACGGCGUACAACGCGGGCCACACGCUUGGCGGUACCAUCUGGCACAUUCAGCACGGCCUCGAGUCGGUCGUGUAUGCGGUCGACUGGAACCAGGCGCGCGAGAACGUCUUCGCGGGCGCCGCCUGGCUCGGCGGCGCGGGCGGCGGCGGCGCGCAGGUCAUCGAGCAGCUGCGCAAACCCACAGCGCUAGUCUGCAGCAGCCGCGGCGCGGCGCGCAACGCCCAGGCCGGCGGCCGUACAAGGCGCGAUGAACAGCUGCUCGGCGCCGUCCGGGCGGCGGUCGCGAGGGGCGGCACCGUCCUGAUACCGGUCGACUCGAGCGCACGCGUGCUCGAGCUGGCGUACCUGCUGGAGCACGCCUGGCGGGCGGACGCGGUGGCGGACGGCGGUGGCGCGCUCAAGGCGGCGAAGCUCUACCUCGCCGGCCGCAACAUGUCGAGCACCAUGCGCUACGCCCGGAGCAUGCUCGAGUGGAUGGACGACAGCAUCGUGCAGGAGUUUGAGGCGUUUGCGGAGGGACAGAAGAAGACGAAUGGAGCGAGCGAUAAAAAGGUUGGCGGCCCGUUCGACUUUCGAUUCAUGCGCCUGCUGGAUCGCAAAGCGCAGAUUGCGAAGCUUCUCACUACGAUUGUGAAUAACGGCGAAUCGCAAGGGCGCGUCAUCUUGGCUAGCGAUACUAGCAUGGAUUGGGGAUUCUCGAAAGAUUUGCUCAGGGGCCUGGCCGCUGACCCUAACAAUGUUGUGAUCCUCACAGACAAGCCCGGCAUGGCGCAAGAAAACGGCCCUUCGAUUGCGAGAACGCUAUGGAGCCUGUGGAAAGAGCGCAAGGACGGUGUUACGACGGAACGAACGACGAGUGGCGAUACGAUUGAAUAUGUAAAUGCGGGCAGCUACGAUUUAGAGUUUCGGGAUGCUAAGCGUGAGCCGUUGGAGGGCGACGAAUUGACGCUAUAUCAGCAGUGGCUCGCCACGCAACGGCAGUUACAGGCUACGCAACAAACGGUCGGCACCGAUGGGAUGGAGGCAUCCGCCGACGUCGUCGACGACGUGUCCUCAGACUCCUCGUCCGACUCCGAAAACGAAGACGGCCAGCAACAAGGCAAGGCGCUCACCGUGUCUGCCACCCUUGGCCAAGUGGGCCGCAAGAACGUGGUUCUCAAGGACGAGGAUCUCGGCAUCAGCAUCCUGAUCAAGAAGAAGGGUAUCUACGACUUUGACUCGCGCGGGAAGCGUGGCCGCGAGCGGUCGUUCCCCGUCGCGGUGCGCCGAAAGCGCAACGACGACUUUGGCGAGCUGAUCCGCCCCGAGGACUACCUCCGCGCGGAGGAGAAGGAAGAGGACACGGUCGACGGCCCCAACACCGCCGCGGACGACGAAAACCUCGGGAAGAAGCGCAAGUGGGACGACGUCCACGGCACCGGCGCCAACAAGAAGCAACAGAUCAGCCGAGGGGCCGCCGCCCCCGGGGGCGCGUUUGCGGGCGAUGGCGGCGAGGACGGAAACGCGACGGGCCGGCAGGACGGCUUCGAACCCGACGAGCUGGACGACGCCGUGGACGAGGAGGAGCACCAGCAGCUGGACGGCCCCUGCAAGCUGGCGCACACGACGGAGACGCUCACGGUGCGCCUGCGCAUCGCCUACGUCGACCUGAGCGGUCUCCACGACAAGCGCAGUCUCAACAUGCUGAUCCCGCUCAUCCAGCCGCGCAAGCUGAUCCUUGUCGGGGGCACGCGCGAGGAGACGCUGGCCCUGGCGCAGGACUGUCGCGCCAUUCUCGGCGGUGACGCCGCUGCGAAUGGCAGUGGCGAGAAGGGCAGCGGCGCCGACGUGUACACGCCCGAGGUGGGCGCCAUUGUGGAUGCUAGCGUCGACACGAGCGCCUGGGUGGUCAAGCUAGCCGACUCGCUCGUCAAGAAGCUCAAGUGGCAAAACGUGCGCGGUCUAAGCAUCGUGACCGUUUCCGGGCAGCUAUUUGCCGCGGCAGCUGCCGCCGCCGCCACAGCCGACGAGGACGAGGAUGACGACGCGGCCAACAAGCGGCAAAAGACGAGCGACUCCUCCCUCGCGCUGACCACGACGACGCACGCGCUCACGACGACGGCGCGGACCUGCGGCGCGCGAUGCAAGGCGCCGGGCACGCGGCCGAGUUUCGCGGCGAGGGCAUGCUGGUCGUCGAUGGGGCGGUGGUGCGCGCUGCACGAGGUGAAGCGCGCCAUUUAUGAUAACCUCGCCGUGGUGGCGGGGGCGUAA